AGGACGCACACGGAGAGAGUCUCAGCUCCGCCGCUCCUCUGCUCCUCUGUUUUAUCAUGAAGAGACAAAACGCCCGGACUCUCGCCCUCAUCAUCAGCAUCCUCACCUACCUGGUGGUCGGAGCGGCCGUGUUCGAGACCCUGGAGUCGAAGCAGGAGAAGAGUCACAAGAGGAAGCUCGACGCCAGAAAGUACGAACUCAUGCGCAAAUACAACUUAACCAAAGAGAACUUCGAGGAGCUGGAGCACGUCGUGUUGCAGCUCAAACCUCACAAAGCGGGAGUGCAGUGGAAAUUUGCGGGCUCCUUCUACUUCGCCAUCACUGUGAUAACGACCAUAGGUUACGGCCAUGCAGCGCCCAGCACCGACUCAGGGAAAGUGUUCUGCAUGUUCUACGCCCUCCUGGGGAUCCCGCUCACGCUGGUCAUGUUCCAGAGCCUGGGUGAGCGGAUCAACACGUUCGUCAGGUACCUGCUGCACCAAGCCAAGAAGUGCCUGGGAAUGCGUCACACCGAGGUCUCCAUGGCAAACAUGGUGACAGUGGGCUUCUUCUCCUGCAUGAGCACCCUGUGCGUGGGGGCCGUGGCGUUCUCCCACUGCGAGGGAUGGAGCUUCCUCCAUGCCUUCUACUACUGCUUCAUCACGCUCACCACCAUUGGGUUCGGAGACUACGUGGCUCUGCAGAGGGACGACGCGCUGCAGAACGACCCUCGGUACGUGGCUUUCUGCUUCGUCUACAUCCUGAUGGGGCUGACGGUGAUCGGAGCGUUCUUGAACCUGGUGGUGCUUCGCUUCCUGACCAUGAACACCGAGGACGAGCGCAGGGACGCCAAGCAGAGGGCCCUGAUGUCCAUCAGUAAGCCCAGAGGAGAGGUGGCUCGUCUUCUGCCGGUGUCGGCCUCGGCCUCUUCCACGCCUGUAGCCGACGACCCAACAAAGGGGAAGGAUUUAAAAGGUGUCUACACGGAGGUGCUGCACUUCCAGACUAUAUGCUCCUGCCUGUGGUACAGGAGCAAGGAGAAGGAGCAGGGCUCCAUCCCCAACAUGAUCCCUCAAGAGCUGACGUUCUCUGAUGCCUACAUGCAGCAGAACAGUAACUGUUCUCACUACAUGGAGCCUGGAUCAACAGGCUGCGUUUGCAGUCCACGCCAGUGUUCAAGCAUAAGCUCCAUAACAACGGGCCUACACAUUCUCUCCCCGUUCAGGAUGUUUAAGAGACGCAGCUCCGUGUAGACUUUCAAUACUGCAGAUUCACUACAGCACAAUGUGUCUAUACUGCCAAGUGGACGGCAGAGACUUGGCAGUCCUCACAGCAAAGACGUGACUGCAAGUUUGUGGUGCUAUAAUCCCAGCAAACAUUAGGACGAAUGCGGAAGGGAAGAGCACAGACAGUACUGUAAACAGUCUAACUCAAAUAUGUGUCUGAGACAGCGUCGUAUGCACGGCUUCAACUAAAAGGUCCUAUGUAGGGGCGCCCGUGUGACAGGGGAAGUCAUCCGUGUCACUACAUGUGAACAUGCUGCAGCGCGUGAGGUGCUCAGUGUACACAGCUGCAGAGCGGCAGAUCAGGUGCUGCACGAGGAUGGUCACAAGUUAGCAGCAUCACGAUAAACAUGUUGAGAUAAAAUACCUGAGACAACAGCUCCACAGUAAACUACAAUUUCAGUGUUUUUGAUAAUAAUCUCAGAGGUGCUGAUUCAACACAGGGUUCAUUCCUUAAAGGUCAACAUGCAGGAUUGUUGGUUACAGUUUGUUAACACACUCGCCAUUGAAAGUGACAGUAAACGCCCCAGAUUCAUUUUCCCUUGGUGUGUCACCUCACUGUAUUUGAGUUUUUUCAGCACUUUGUCUCAAGGAUGUUAGUGUGUCUCCCCGGACGCAGACUGUGGCUCCCAGGCCUUAUUUAUACUCAACGUUGAGACGAAGGCGGACGGAGCCUUCUGUCCGUAUUCUGCGUUCAUUUCAUCCAUAUUUGUGCACGUUUCCUGGAAGCUUGCAGAUACAGAUGAAACAGUGCAGCAGCACCAGAUAUCGUGGGGAUUCUCCGUCCACAUGUUGCGAUGAAACGUUAUAUGGCCUCACAGACCGUCUACAACACUGCCUCCAUUUAACAGUACGACCUCCACUACUGUCGCCUCGUUUGUUGUCUGAAACUUUUGACUCCGCCUCCUAGUGCCAUCUAUUGGCUGUAUUGGUGCCAACAUAAAGGACACAUGGAAGUAUGAAGUCUUACAAUGUGUUUUCAUAUGUAAAGAGAGAAUAAAUGAGCCUUAAGUCUGCCACCUGCUGACUAUUUCGCCUCGCAUUCUCACUUCCUUCCACUAUCUACAUUAUUUAAAAUCCCCUGUGCCACGGUAAACAACAACAACCUCCGAGCUGUCAACUUCCGCACUGAAAAUUGCACGUUUUGACCAAUUUUGGGUCGUGAAAUAAGGCAUGCCUGCUUUGUUCUUUUGGAAAAUUAUUGUGAAGAUGUACAGUGAAUCAGACAACUUGUGAACGCACCUCAGAGAAGCCCAGACUCCGUCUCAUGCCUGAUGUUGAUCUGUUUUCAGACACAGUCAGUCGGAGUUGCCACACUUUCGAAAUGUGUGCAGUCAAAUGAGACCUGAAUACGAAACUUUUUGUGCCAGGGGUUUGAUCUCGGCCCGCCUCAACUCCCCACCGAAUCAGCAAACUUUCCAGAGAAUCUGUGUGGUUUGCAUGAGCUAACACAGCAGCAGCGCUAACACUCAACACUGAAUCAUUAAAUGGUCCAAACGAACUCACAUUGACACUGAAACUCUGUCGUUAAACCCCUUAAAAACAUAACAUUAGCCAAGUGAUGCUAACACUUAGCCCUGUCACUGUGUGUGUAUUUUGCACUGCAUCCUGCACUUAGCUCCGUCCAGGACAAUCGUGAAUCAAAAACGAGCCACAGCAUUUUCCCUCCUGUAGCAGAAUGAUAAUAUGGUGACACCAGACCUUUCUCAAGCGCAGACACAGCGCUGUGAAGUCCGGCCACGCAUGACUACUUGGAGGCCUGCUGCCUUCAGUCUGGUGCCUGGUCGCUACCUUUCCAUAAAGCCCCGACCUCACCUGAGCGCUGUGGGGGAACACGCCAAUAAACGUCCCGGACAUGGAAAAUAAAAAGCAAAAAGAAAAUCCAGGCAGAGAGCAGCCACACUGAGAGUGAGUCAUACAUGAUGACUGAGACAGACAUGACCUCUGUGCGAGACUACACAUUGUUUUUUAGGAAAAUGCCGCAGAGUGAAACUUUAAAGUUGUAGUUUGUGGUGUUUCUAGACGUUUCCCUUCAGAGUGUUUGUGACUGAUGCAGCUCCGACUCAAAGUUGACUCGUGUUCCCCUGAAACUUUCUAACAAACUCAUCAGAGCUGCGCUGAAGCUGACACAUGCUCAGGGACUCAAUAUGACUCAUUUUCUGUGUUGCUGCCUCUGUUAUUGUGCUGGUGCAUCAGUCACACACCUGCUGCAUUACGUAACGCCACAAGUGGAAAAGUUCAAACAACCAUGAUGACAUAUCUCUAACACAGUUUUGUACGGUGAUGACAAGUACACACUCUGAACACACACUUCACUGGAUUUGUGUAACGACACGACGAAGCUCGUGAGUCUACAUCAGCAUCUCUGACACUCAGCUGAACCUUUGA
Molecule: messenger RNA, 3650 nt
Organism: Epinephelus fuscoguttatus (brown-marbled grouper)
Lineage: Eukaryota; Metazoa; Chordata; Actinopteri; Perciformes; Serranidae
Gene: kcnk3b
Product: potassium channel, subfamily K, member 3b
Exons: 2
Coding region: 57-1232 (391 amino acids)
Biological process (GO): stabilization of membrane potential; potassium ion transmembrane transport
Cellular component (GO): membrane
Molecular function (GO): open rectifier potassium channel activity; potassium ion leak channel activity
Source: RefSeq, a predicted model, not a curated record